Messenger RNA from Orbicella faveolata, 3105 nucleotides. RefSeq names its product neuronal acetylcholine receptor subunit beta-4-like. NCBI's taxonomy places the organism in Eukaryota, Metazoa, Cnidaria, Anthozoa, Scleractinia, Merulinidae. Gene Ontology annotation, biological process: monoatomic ion transmembrane transport. The record is from RefSeq and is a predicted model, not a curated record. Gene Ontology annotation, molecular function: transmembrane signaling receptor activity; acetylcholine-gated monoatomic cation-selective channel activity. Gene Ontology annotation, cellular component: postsynaptic membrane.
UGCCAGAGAGUUAAACAUUUUUAAUUACCUUGAUGUUAAUUACAGUUUUAAAAGGAGGUACAAUAUAUGUUUGAUUAUUUCCCUUGUAGAAGUUCUGCAUCAAACGUUUGUCAAGUAUUAAAAUGAGAUACGACAAACAUGCUGCUUCAUGGAUUUUCAACUUUAUUAUUGUAUUCUGGACGACGCGCCAAACUCACGGUUCCUCGGGAUCUCCUAGCCAAUGCAAACAUGAAACUAUUCAAUAUAAUGUUACUAUACCCGGGGGAAUUCGGUCAGAUUUCUCAUAUCUAGGCGAGGUCUCUAACAUGAGAGAAUGCAUUGAACUUGCUUGUAAGGAAGGCGAGGGAGAUCUGGUGUAUCUGUUGGACGAUCGGUGUUUUUUGAUGAAAUGCGUCACUACAUGUGACCUGCUCAAGGCUCCACAUGCUGAAUCUGCUGCAGCGCGCCUUAACUGGACAGGGGUACAAACCUUGCCUCCGAGUAACAUCGACUCUACAACUGCUUCAACAUACUCGAAACCCACGGAAAAACCUUCGGAAAAACCAACGAGCACUUACACCCCUGCACCAAGAGUUAAACCGGGAGAGAAGGGUCCAGAUAAUAAAAUUGCAAAGUCAGCAGAACAUCGUCUUCUCCAAGAUUUGAUUUACAGUGAAAGUUACAACAAAGAAGUUCGACCAGCGCUUCACGAGAAGGAUGUGGUCAAAGUAUCGUUUUCUCUGAGCCUCGUUCAGAUUGUGGAUGUGGACGAGAAAGCAGAGAUACUGAAAGUUAAUGUCUGGACAACACAGAAAUGGAAAGACCCUUUUCUGCAGUGGGACCCAGACCAUUACGAAGGAAUCAGCCAAAUCAACGUAGAACCAUAUUUAGUGUGGCUGCCAGUCAUAAUUCUCUAUAACAAUGCUGCUAAAGGUUUUGCUGGUGGUUUGGAAAAGUACAAGACCAAGGUGGUGAUUCGCAGCAACGGUACGAUCACGUGGUUUGCUGCUACGCAGUUCACCUCAUCAUGUAAACAGAACAUCCGCUUCUUUCCUUAUGACGAGCAGUUCUGUUACUUGAAAUUCGGAUCUUGGACCUACAGUACAAAGUUCCUGGACAUGACCACGAGCCAGACGAAAGCCGACAUGUCGUCUUACAUUAAGAACGGUGAAUGGGAGGUGAUAGAUGUUCCUGUGACGGAGAACAAGCUCUACUACGUGUGCUGUCCUGAUCCGUACGCCGACAUCACCUUUACAAUCCACAUGAAGAGGAAGGUUCUUUACUACAUCUUCAACCUUAUCGUCCCUACCACCAUUAUCGUCACCUUCAUUCUGGUCGGCUUCUGUCUUCCGCCGAUCACAGGUGAAAGGAUCACGUUAAACAUCACAGUGCUGCUGACCAUGACGGUAUUUUUGAACAUCGCGUCCAACACGCUGCCUUCCACCUCGGACGCCAUACCCUUGCUUGGAGACUAUUAUCUGAUUCUGAUGAUCCUGGUCUGCUUCGCAAUUCUCUCCACGUGUAUUGUACUGCGAUAUUACUAUGCUGGUCCCACGCGCAUGCCCGAACGAUUGCGCAUAAUAAUUAACGAAUGGAUUGCCUCGUUUCUGUUUUUCGUCAUCACUAGGAAACCCAAGGGAAAAGGCAUCAACCAAUGGUGCGGCAAACGAACCGAGCAGGCGUGUUACGACUGCGACGAGACUAACAAUCUGAUGGCUGCACAGAGCUAUAUUGUCCAAAAUGAGAACAACACUGCCGAGGAACGAAUUGCACUCAUCGAAAUACACCCAAAAAAUCCAGUCCCGCGGGUCAACGGGAUACAAGGCCAACAUCAGCGGGUGCCAUUGGGCGCAGCAUCAUCACCAAUGAAAUCAAAGAGUGAGCCGGCUAUUAACCUCACCAGCGGACCUUCGGGAGCUUCAGAGAAGCGAAUACGAAGGAGAAAAGUGUCGAUCGUUCCCAAACGGAGCAACGCGUUGAAUACAGUGCAGAACAGAGUUAUGGACGGGCUUGGUGUUCUGACCCGGAGAGUUAAAGAAGACAAUGAACGGGGAGAAAUAAUCGAGGAGUGGGAGUUCGCAGCCAUUGUUCUUGAUCGCUUGUUCUUUGUGUUGUAUUCUUUGACGUUUGUGAUUCCGUUGCUUGUUUUUUUCUGGACUGCUCCGACUCCGAAGACCAGCCUAGUGGAACCACAGUGACGGGUGUAUGUUUGAUUUUGACAGCACUGCAACCAGGCAAUAGUUUACUAAAGGAGGCAGCCUGGCCUAGUGGUUUGGGCGCCUGACUUGAAAUCCGGGGGUCUUGGGUUCUGGAGUUGUUUCUCGGUAGACUCUAGACCAACUCCUCGGUCAUGCUUGUAAAUAUCUGCCUCCCGCCAGUUGGGAUUUUUAAGCCUAUUAUGCUUAUUUGAUUUAUUUGUUUCUUUCAGUUUAAGUGGCAUGCUUGGACUAGCUAGGUGUAGAUGAGCGCUUUGACCACUAUAAAGAGCAACGUGUGUAAAUCAAUGUAAGAAAGAUCACGUUUGAACUGCGGGGGAAGAUUGAAAGACAUGUAUGAUCAACAACUUAAGCGGCGGGAAAUUAAAGCCUCAAAAAAGAAAAUAAUAAUCGGGCUUGAACGGGAUUCGAACCCGUGAACUCCUCGUACACAACUGUAAUGCAGGUUCCCUUUUGACCAAACAUCUAUUCAUGCAGUUAAUGUUCCACGGAAUUGACGAAAUCUUGUACAGUAAGGAAAUAAGGAAAUAAGGAAAUGCACAGUUGACCUCAAAAUUAACUGAAAAUUUUGUUCAAGUUUGUUUUGUUCAUUUUGUUUUUCUGGAAUUGACCAGCGCCCAAGUAAAGUUCUCUUACUUCACUUUUCCUCGUUACUAUGACCCCCUGGGGGUAAUGGCCAUAAGUAAAUAAACUACAAUAUUUAGAGAUGAAGCCACAUUAGCCUUUGCUGGUGUUCAUGCAGGUCCUCUAUCCUGCUUGAAUUGGAAUUUGGAGCUGUUGGUUUUUGUGGAGGGAAGAGAACCGGAGAACCCGGAGAAAAACCCUUUGAGCAACCUACAUAUGGCGCAGGGCCGGAAUCGAACCCGGGCCACAUUGGUGGGAGGCGAACGCUCCCACCACUGCGCUAUGC